GAACUGCCAUGGCCUCGAGACCUUGACUACCAACCCAUCUUAUGCAGGAUUGACUUACUCGCGAGGCCCGGCCAGCCUGUUCUCAGCUUUGUUCGCCGCCCAACGCAAUCGACUGUUCGUUUCCGCCGCUCGGAGGACUGAACCAACACCCCCGUGUAUGGCGGUGGUGAGCUACGCAUUAUAAUUUGCUCCACCGUGUCUAGGAAUCUCGCAUCGGCAAGCAUGACGUGAUGACGGUCCUUUCUUUCCUUACUUUGCUCUUCGUUGUCGCGCUCUCAUCGCUCACUUCGGCGACGUCGGACUACCACGAGAGCCUCAACCUCCAACCACUUCCGCAAUCAGCCUUGCUAGCAUCGUUCAACUUUCGAAGCAAUGAGUCCCAGGAGUCCUUCGACGAACGGCAUUUUCGCUAUUUUCCUCGCGCGCUAGGCCAGAUUCUACAGCACGCCAACACCAAGGAGCUUCAUCUCCGCUUCACCACUGGGCGAUGGGAUGCUGAGAGCUGGGGACCCCGCCCUUGGAAUGGAACCAAGGAGGGUGGUACUGGCGUGGAAUUAUGGGCGUGGAUCGAUGCUCCUGAUGAUGAAGCGGCCUUUGCGAAAUGGAUCACCCUGACCCAGUCUCUAUCGGGGCUGUUUUGCGCGUCGCUGAAUUUCAUAGACUCAACCCGAACCACCCGGCCUGUUGCCUCGUUUGAACUCAUGGGAGACCAUCCGGCUUCGAGUAACCUACAUCUUCUGCACGGGACGCUGCCUGGUGAGGUGGUCUGUACGGAGAAUUUGACGCCGUUCUUGAAGCUCCUUCCGUGUAAGGGCAAAGCCGGUGUAUCUAGCCUUCUGGACGGACAUAAGCUGUUUGAUGCGUCUUGGCAGAGCAUGUCUGUGGAUAUCAGCCCUGUCUGUCCUCGACCUGGAGAGUGUUCUGUGUAUAUUGAUCAGACAGUGGACAUUGUGCUUGACAUUGACCGGUCUAAGCGACCACGAGACAAUCCAAUUCCUCGACCAGUACCCAAUGAUCAGCUUGCGUGCGAUACAUCCAAGCCCUACCAUUCCGAUGACACCUGCUAUCCUCUGGAAAGCACAUCCGAAAAGGGCUGGAGUUUAACAGAGAUUUUCGGACGCAGUCUCAGUGGCGCUUGUCCCCUUACCGAAAAUAUCGAACAGGAUGAACCGGUCUGUCUACGGGUGCCGCAUGAACGCGAGGUUGUUGUCGCUUCAGACGCUGUGGAGACUGAGAAGCCAGAUGGCUUUACCCGAUGCUUCACCCUCCAGCCUUCUACUCCGUUCGACCUCGCAAUUCCUGAACAAGACGUCACCACACACGUACCGCUCGAUGAGCCUGUUUUGAGCGCCGAGCGGACGAUUGUUGGCCAUGGCCAAGAACGAGGUGGUAUGCGCAUCAUCUUCGACAACCCAUCUGACACCAACUCUGUCGAUUUCAUCUACUUCGAGACCCUCCCAUGGUUCCUGCGACCCUAUGUCCACACAUUGCAAGCGUCCAUUACGGGGCGUGAUGGACUACCUCGGCAAGUCCCCGCUUCGCAGUUCAUCCGAGAAUCUUUCUAUAGACCCGCGGUCGACCGAGAACGCGGCACACAGCUAGAGCUGGCAUUGACGAUUCCUCCCGCUUCGACCGUGACUCUCACAUACGACUUUGAGAAAGCGAUUCUGCGGUACACCGAAUACCCGCCGGACGCGAACCGGGGCUUCAACGUUGCGCCAGCCGUGAUCAAGCUGGGGGCAGCCAACAGUCCGAACCACCCAAUCUACAUCCGCACCACCAGCCUUCUUCUCCCACUUCCUACCCCCGACUUCAGUAUGCCAUAUAACGUGAUCAUCCUGACCAGCACCGUGGUUGCGCUGGCAUUCGGCAGUAUCUUCAACCUCCUCGUCCGUCGCUUCGUCACGGCAGAAGAGGCCGCCGCGCUGACGGCACAAACCUUCAAGGGCCGGCUAAGAGGCAGAAUAGUAGCCUUACGAGACCGCAUCAAGGGCAAGACAGCCAAGACAGAAUAGACACAAUUAAACCAUGCAUCUUGGACAUAUGCUAUACCAAUUCAAGACAAUACCAAACAUUCAC
Molecule: messenger RNA, 2079 nt
Organism: Aspergillus sclerotioniger CBS 115572
Lineage: Eukaryota; Fungi; Ascomycota; Eurotiomycetes; Eurotiales; Aspergillaceae
Gene: gpi16
Product: GPI-anchor transamidase subunit GPI16
Exons: 3
Coding region: 231-2015 (594 amino acids)
Biological process (GO): attachment of GPI anchor to protein
Cellular component (GO): GPI-anchor transamidase complex
Source: RefSeq, a predicted model, not a curated record